AUGUCUGUAGUAUUUGAAGUAGAAGAUCACUUUUAACUAGCUGUAUUGUCAGCAGUCAUAUAUUCAUUCGAAAUGAUCCUUAUUGGAUUUUUAAUCCCAGGUUAAAUGAGAGGCAAAGUAUUUACUUCAGAAUUUAUGAGAGAAAACUUUGGAAAAGAGCAUUUAGAUAACACAGGUUUACCUGUAGACAAUUCUUAAGGAUAUCCAGAUAUGGGUCAUGGAAGAUAUUCUGAUAAACUUCCAUAUGCAAAAUGGCUCUAAUUUGCAAAAUCAUAAAGAGUUCAUUAUAAUUUUCUUGAAAAUUGGGGGCCAUAAACAUUAUUCAUAAUAGUAGGUGCUUUAAAGUUUCCUAUUUUCUCUGCAGUUUUAGGAUUUGUAGCUAUUUUAGGAAGAUUGCUAUAUACUGUUGGCUAUAUGUUACCACAAGGAAGUUCUAAUUUUAUUAGACUGUUUGGAGCAAUAGCAGGUGAUAUUGUAAUGUUAAUAAGUUUUAUUCUCUCAUUUAUUGCCUGUGUUUAAGCUUACUAUAACUGA
This is a messenger RNA of Tetrahymena thermophila SB210, 534 nucleotides long. Its product is annotated as mapeg family protein. NCBI's taxonomy places the organism in Eukaryota, Ciliophora, Oligohymenophorea, Hymenostomatida, Tetrahymenidae. Gene Ontology annotation, cellular component: membrane. The record is from RefSeq and is a predicted model, not a curated record. The transcript has a single exon.